AUGGCUUGUUGUUAUAUUGCUGCCUUCUGCAUGAGCCAACUGGUCAAAGUCUAUCAAUUUCUUGACGUCGACGAUGCCAUACGAUAUAAUGAAGACGAGCCCGAAUUACCCUACCCUACCAGCAAAUCCGCCGAUGGUGAAGACAUCAAAGGCGACAAACGUAAUGCUUCUCUUGUUUUGUCGCUGUCAGGACUUACCUGCUCAGCUUGCUCAAGUGCUGUCGAGUCAGCAUUGAGAAGCCAUCCCGAUGUGGACCAAGUACGUGUCUCGUUGGCGCUGCAACAGGCCAUUUUGAUUGGGAAGACCGCGAGUUUUGACACUCAGUCAAUUACGAGACUCGUUACUGAUCUGGGAUAUGGCGUUGAGCUUGGACCGCGAUCGCCCCAGGAGGUAAUCCGCGUUCUCAAGUCCAAAGAAGAGAUUGCCAGGCUCAAAUCAAGUCUAUCCAGUCUGGCUGGGUGCGCAACAGUCAAUCAGACGAUUGCCUUCCUUAUCUCGAUUGGACAAGGCCGCAUACCAUCGAUUAUUCUUUUCACAGCUCACCUGCUGUGUGCAACACUUAUGCUGUUUGCACAAUGGCAGUAUAUAUCGUGGAUUCACAAGGAUGGCUGGAAAGUGAUUUGUCGCGGGCAACCCAACAUGAAUACUCUGAUCUCGUCCUCGAUUUCCCUUGGCACCUUUAUCUCGUUCAUUGAUUUGUUGGAAUAUGGAACUACCGGUGCAAACUCAUAUUAUACGACCGUCAUUGGCUUGGCUCUUGUGGUGGUUGCUGGCAGAUAUAUCGAACUUAUGUCAAGGCGGACGACUUCCGAGGAUCUACUGAGAGUUUAUAAGCCGCUUACACAAAACAAUUAUAUAAGGCUUCACUCUACUGGAAAGGUUGUCCCUCAGAGUUAUCUCGCAGCCGACGAUCAGAUUAUCAUCCCACCCUAUUCUAUCAUCCCAUGCGACUGCUACGUAGCAGAGGGAACAUCUUCCAUCAACCAAGCCCUUAUCACAGGAGAAGCACUGCCGGUCCGGAAAUCUGUGGGGGACUUUCUCCUGGGAGGAACACGAAACUUGGGUAAGAAGCUGGUGGCUGUUGUCGACAAAGAACAGGGAAAUUCAUUCUACUCCCAGCUUGUCCAUGGUGCUGUUGAGGCAGCAGGCUCAAAGGACGAAGACAAUCGCACAGUUGAUAUGGUAAUGAAAUACUUGGUAGGGUUUGUCAUGUCAUUGGCAGUCGUUGUUCCCCUCAAGGAGAUCUGCACAUGUGCUGAAUCGCUGAGUUAUGAGGCGAUUCGAGUUGCGAUGGCCAGGGCGAUGACAAUACUUACAUGCGCAUGCCCUUGCGCCUUGGGAUUGGCCAUUCCCUCAGCAGUAGUUGCAGCAGUAGCAAGCCAAAACGGUCUUCUCAUCACAAGGGGUUACAACACCAUCCAGAAACUCAGCAACACGCAGUCCAUCGUGUUCGAUAAGACUGGGACUCUGACACGAGCUGUGCUAGAUAUCACGGACUUCGAAACAACAGAAGCAUGGAAGAAACCAAUCACAGAGUUUUGGACUUGUAUCUGUGCUGUUGAGGAGGGCAGUGUCACGAGUCACCCGCUCGGUAGAGCCAUAUUUACUGCCGGAGUGAGUCAUCUCGAUAGGCCUUGGUCAGAAACCAAAGCGCUUGUCGAAUCGCGAAAUAUUGCAAGUGAAUCAGGUAAAGGUGUUUCGGGAGAAGUCUCUAUAGGCCAAGAGCCCUGGCGACGUGUUGAUAUUGGGAGCAUGCGGUACUUGUUGUCCUGUGGCGUGUCUGAUCUCCCAGUGGUAUCUGAAGGACAAGACAGCGUGAUAGCAGUAUACGUCGCUGUUGAUAGGAAGUUUGCUGGAACACUCUAUGUGACAGUAAUGUAA
Molecule: messenger RNA, 1881 nt
Organism: Fusarium musae
Lineage: Eukaryota; Fungi; Ascomycota; Sordariomycetes; Hypocreales; Nectriaceae
Exons: 3
Coding region: 1-1881 (626 amino acids)
Biological process (GO): copper ion homeostasis
Cellular component (GO): membrane
Molecular function (GO): copper ion binding; ATP hydrolysis activity; P-type divalent copper transporter activity
Source: RefSeq, a predicted model, not a curated record